GGAUCAGGAACAGCCUGGACAACUGCAGGAGAGUGCCCAACCCUGACCAGAGGGACGGCGACGGCGACGGCGUGGGGGACGCCUGUGACAGCUGCCCCACCCUCAGCAACCCCGACCAGAAAGACACUGACCACGAUCUGGUGGGAGAUGUCUGUGACACCAACCAGGACAGUGACGGCGACGGGCACCAGGACUCGCGGGACAACUGCCCCACGGUGCCCAACAGCUCCCAGGUGGACACGGACGGGGACGGGCUGGGGGACGAGUGUGACGAGGAUGAUGAUGACGAUGGCAUCCCCGACUUCAGACCCCCCGGCCCCGACAACUGCAGGCUGGUGCCCAACCCCGGCCAGGAGGACUCGGAUGGGGACGGCGUGGGGAACCUGUGCGAGGAUGACUUCGACAGGGACAUGGUGAUCGACAGGAUCGACGUGUGCCCCGAGAACGCCGAGGUGACGCUCACCGACUUCAGGGCCUUCCAGACCGUGGUGCUGGACCCCGAGGGGGACGCUCAGAUCGACCCCAACUGGAUCGUCCUCAACCAGGGCAUGGAGAUUGUGCAGACCAUGAACAGCGACCCGGGCCUGGCUGUAGGGUACACAGCCUUCAACGGGGUGGACUUCGAGGGCACCUUCCACGUCAACACGGCCACGGACGACGACUACGCCGGGUUCAUCUUUGGCUACCAGGACAGCUCCAGCUUCUACGUGGUGAUGUGGAAGCAGAUGGAGCAGACCUACUGGCAGGCCAACCCCUUCCGGGCAGUGGCAGAGCCUGGCAUUCAGCUGAAGGCAGUGAAAUCCAAAACGGGCCCUGGGGAGUACCUGCGGAACUCCCUGUGGCACACGGGAGACACCACGGACCAGGUGAAGCUGCUCUGGAAGGACCCCAGGAACUCGGGCUGGAAGGACAAGACCUCGUACCGCUGGUUCCUGCAGCACCGGCCCCAGGUCGGCUACAUCAG
Zonotrichia albicollis (white-throated sparrow) is the source of this 964-nucleotide messenger RNA. The record is from RefSeq and is a predicted model, not a curated record. Lineage: Eukaryota; Metazoa; Chordata; Aves; Passeriformes; Passerellidae.